GGUUUGACUUGGUGAUUUCAGUUUCAGUUUGCCAUGGUUUCUUUCAUCUAUUGUUAAUGCAACUGAGGGCUUGUUAUGAAAUAUCAUUUUUUAAUCCAACUGAGGGUAAACCCUAAGUUCCUAACUCCUUCGCCGUCAUCGCCGCCAGUGAAAGCGUAGGAAGGAAACGGAAAGAGAAUUUUCCUAAUACACAACUAUUAUCCAUCUCUCCUAAACACCCAAACUCCAAUUCAUCACCCUUGCCGGUGCUUUCUCCCCCUCUUUUCUCUAGAAUACGCUUAGAGACAGUACCAGGACCAGUUUUUUACCCUUCUCUGCCACCCCUCCUCUCUAGAACACAUUGAGAGAGAGAGAGAGAGAGAGAGAGAGAGGAUGAAUCAUAAUCAGCAACCGGGUGAUGGUACGCAUGAAGAUGACGCUGCGCUCUCUGAUUUUCUCGCAUCCUUAAUGGACUACACUCCCACCAUACCAGAUGAGUUGGUCGAGCAUUACCUAGCCAAGAGCGGGUUUCAAUGUCCCGAUGUUCGACUAAUUAGGCUGGUAGCUGUUGCUACGCAGAAGUUUGUAGCUGAGGUUGCAACUGAUGCUCUUCAGCAGUGCAAGGCAAGACAGGCUGCAGUAGUUAAGGACAAAAGGGAUAAGCAGCAAAAGGAUAAGCGCCUAAUAUUGACGAUGGAGGACCUCUCAAGAGCACUGCGUGAGUAUGGCGUGAAUGUGAAGCACCAAGAGUAUUUUGCUGAUAGCCCUUCAACUGGGAUGGAUCCUGCUUCAAGAGAUGAAUGAGCUUUGGGUUGAAUCUAUACUCAAUUCGUUUUUGAAGUCCUAUGAUAUGUAUCGUUUGUGAAAGAAUUGCAAAAUAACUAUGCGAUCUAAGUCUUAUUCUGUCUGAAUGUUGGCCGAAUGGAGAUAUUUUUAAUACCUGGUUCUUCCCGUUGCUUAUUUAUGCCUUUUUUAUUAUUAUUAUUUUUGUGGUUGGGGGGAAAGAAAAAAAAUUGUGUCCGUUCCAUUGUCAUGUUGACUGGGCAGUCUUCGUUUUCUUCAUUCCUUAGUAAUAAGAUUACUUUUAAAUCU
Molecule: messenger RNA, 1071 nt
Organism: Juglans microcarpa x Juglans regia
Lineage: Eukaryota; Viridiplantae; Streptophyta; Magnoliopsida; Fagales; Juglandaceae
Product: transcription initiation factor TFIID subunit 10
Exons: 7
Coding region: 373-783 (136 amino acids)
Biological process (GO): transcription initiation at RNA polymerase II promoter
Cellular component (GO): SAGA complex; nucleus; transcription factor TFIID complex
Molecular function (GO): promoter-specific chromatin binding; RNA polymerase II general transcription initiation factor activity
Source: RefSeq, a predicted model, not a curated record